Molecule: messenger RNA, 3135 nt
Organism: Cuscuta campestris
Lineage: Eukaryota; Viridiplantae; Streptophyta; Magnoliopsida; Solanales; Convolvulaceae
Source: the annotation of a GenBank genome assembly
UUCAGCACUUUUCUUCUCCAAAUCAGUCAUCAUUCCACUUCCUGACUCCAUCGCUCACUUCCCUUCUCUUUCAGAGUUGGAUUCUUUGAGUUUCCGGAAGAUAACCUCUAGCUGGACUGGAUUUUGAUUUUCUGGAAAGGUCAAUUUGAGAAGGUUUAGUUAUAUUUCCCAUGAUAUAAAGAUGAAGAAGCUGUUCUUUUUCAGAUCAAGUACUUCUAGUGCUGGGAAUGACAUCUCCCCACCAUCAAAGGACAAAGAGUGCAAUUGGGAAAAAAGAGUAGACACCCUUGAAAAGUCUAGAAGUAGAAAACAAAGUUUAGAACAUUACAAUUUUGGCGAUACCCCAUCGCUUAGAAGGAGUCUAUCUUUUUCAUCUACAUCGGUUGACAAUGGAGUGGCACUACGGAAUCUUGAGGAUGGAAGUGAGUCCAUAAGUCGUGGUAGUGCUCAACUUAGGAAAUCAGGCCGUCGUGCAGCUUGUGACCGAGCACGUAGUACUGAGAGGCAGCCACAAUCCAAGCACUCAAUUGGUGUUGAAACUUCUUACAAAGUGAGGAAUGAUUAUAGUUCUUCAUUCAUACCACCCAAUGACUUCUCAGACAACUCUUCCCACAGCUCAAGUAACGUUUUAGACCGUUAUAUAGACGGGGAGCAAGCGUUUGAAAGGAGUGGAUCAAGUAACGAAUUGCCUCCAAAAGUCCAUCAUAUGGCACCUGGUUCACCACCAAACAUUAAGAAACAAAAUCCUAAAUGCCGAUCUUUCAGAGAGAAUGCAGGAACACAAUUGUAUCUGUCUUCUUGGGAGUUGAUGGAGAAUGGUGUUGGGCAUGAAUCUCCUAGAAAACUUGCCAGAAAAGUGGUUGAGAGGCUUUCUCAAUCCCAAUUGCUUUCUGAGAAGAUUUCAAAAGAAUUUGAUGUUCAUACUCCGAUUACAAUUGAAGAUAUCUAUAAGAGGAAUGGAAGUAGACAUUCUAAUGUAUGUUCUGAUGGCAUAUCUCAGAAUCACUAUUCAAUAAAUGGAUUGAAUGACACAACCAGUGAGUAUCAUGGUGAUUCGGUUCCGAGCUUACAAGAAAGGAACUUUUUCUCAAGUGCUAAUUUCAGCACCGAGAAAACUCUUUAUGCUGUGGAGGAUUCAGAUUUUGAACUGUAUAAAAAGUUCAAAGAAGCUGAUGAACGGGCAAGGAUGCUCUCUGAAGAUCUUGAGGAACUGAACUUUUUUCAGCGCGAAGAACUCAAUGUUCCUGCAUUGAUUCAGAAGAUUAGAGAUCUGACUGAAGAAAAGUUAAAAAUGGCCAUUGAGGUUUCAGAUGCUCUGAAAGAACAAAUUACUGAGAGAGCUUCUGCCAAAGAAGAGAUCGGAUCGUUACAAGAUAAACUAGAUACUCAAACUCGAAGGUUGGAGAUGGAGAAGAACGAGUUGCAGUCUUCACUGGAAAAGGAGUUGGACAGAAGAUCAAGUGAUUGGUCUAUCAAGCUUGAAAAGUAUCAAACAGAAGAACAUCGGCUUCGUGAAAGGAUCAGGGAGCUUGCUGAGCAAAAUGUUUCUCUUCAAAGGGAAGUGUCUUCCCUCAGCGACAAGGAUGAGGAAAAUAGGAGUAGCAUAUCAUAUUCAGAAAAACAACUUGGUGAUCUUACACGGAGUGUGGAGGAGAAAAGAGAGAGGAAUAUGAUUUUAGAGCGAAAUGUUCACGAGCUUGAAGAGAAAUACAAGGUAGCACACGAGGAGCAAUGCUGCAUCAGAAAGAACUAUGAGGACAAGGUGAAAGAAUGCAAAGACUUGCAUAGAUCCAUUGCCAGAUUACAAAGGACUUGCAGUGAACAAGAGAGGACAAUCGAUGGACUACGAGUGUUCUAUGAGGAAGUUAGCAAGAAAAACACAAUGGGAGAUUUUGAUAUUGAAUUAUCAAAGUUGAGAAUGGAACAAAUGAGGUUGGUAGGAGUGGAGUGUAGUCUAAGGAAAGAAGUUGAGUCUUACAGGGUUGAAGUUGAUUCACUUCGGCUUGAGAACAUACAUUUAUUGGAACGCUUAAAUGGAGGUAAGGCUGAGGAUGGACUCUCAACAUUUAAGCUAGAUCAAGAGUUGCAAAACCGUGUGUGCUGCUUGGAAACCCAAGGGCUAUCUUUACUUAAAGAAAGCACCAUUCUUUGUGGAAAGUUGUUAGAAUGCAUCAAAGCUAAUGCAGGAGACAUGGAUGGUCAAUUCAUCGUUGAAUCUGAUAUUCGAAUUCUCAAGUUUAGGAGGGGGGUUGAAAAUCUAGCAAGGAGCUUACAGAAUGUUAUGGAUGUGUUCCAUGAUAAGUCUGAACCUCAGUUACCUUGUUUAGAGAGUAGAAUAUGCCAAUCAAAUGAUAAGAAUCCAGAAAAUAUAAUGAGGUCUGAGUUAAAAGCAGAGACUUUGCUUACACGUUUGUUGAGGGAGAAGCUUUAUACGAAAGAAGUAGAUAUAGAGCAACUUCAAGCUGAGCUGGCAGCUUCUGUCAGGGUUAAUGACAUGCUUAAAUGUGAGUUACAAAAUGCACGAGAUGGCCUUUCGUGUCUUACCCACAAGAUGAAAGACCUUGAACUUGAGAGGAUCAAGAAAGAUGAAAAUAUAGAUCAGCUUCAGAUUGAUCUCCAAGAGUGCAUGAAGGAACUGACAAUGUUGAAGGGGAUACUACCCAAAGUAACACAGGAGAGAGACUUAAUGUGGGAGGAGGUUAAGCAUUACAGUGAGAAGAACACGUUGAUGAAUUCUGAGAUGAAUGCAAUAAAGAAGAAGAUGGAAACACUGGAUGAAGACAUACUCCUCAAAGAAGGUCAGAUCACAAUCUUAAAAGACACACUUGGCAAGCGGUUCGACCUUCUCUCUAGUCCUGGUUCUACAAAGGACUUUUUGCUUGAUUGACAGGUUCUGUUUUUUUUUAUUAUAUAGAAUAUAUCAGCUAUGUUCCUUUACUUGUAUAUUGCUUGAUUUGGAAGUACUAGUAUAUGCUCAAUGCAAACUUCAUCUUUCUGGUAAAAAUAUCGGGCUUCCCACUUUAUAGGAGCCAUAAUCGAACCUUCCAAAGGGAGGUUUUUCUUUUUUUAUAUCUGCACUCGUGUUUCUUGAUUUAUUUCUUCCAGCACUCUCUGAUGCCACAAGGUUGUGAUUGG